Racocetra persica is the source of this 615-nucleotide messenger RNA. The record is from the annotation of a GenBank genome assembly. NCBI's taxonomy places the organism in Eukaryota, Fungi, Glomeromycota, Glomeromycetes, Diversisporales, Gigasporaceae.
AUGUAUACUGUUAGUCUAAAAUAUUUAGAACGAUAUUGCUUAUGUCUUUUACUUUUAUAUGUUCCUGGUGCAGAAAGUUUUGAAGAUCUAAAAACUGUAAAUGGUGAACCUUGUAACACAUUCUAUGAAGCUGCCUCAGAAGAUUAUAUAAAACACCAUGAUGUUGAAACAGCUAUAUCCUUAGCUUAUAAUGAUAUUGACAAAAUGCUUCAACCAUUUCAAAAAUCUUUGUCUAAUACUUUUAAAAUACAUCUACCUAAAAUAAAAAAUCACACAUAUUCCACUGAAUCUUUUAAUAAGCAAGAAGAAAUCAAACUAGGGCAAAAAAUAAUUGCUACAAACCUUUUGCCAAAUAGUACAACUGUUCAUAGUCAUUUCAAAUUAUACCUAAAUUUAUCUAAUGAAUCAACACUACAAUUGUCUGCAACUAGCCAAGAAGCUAAAAUAAUUCGUCAAACAAAAGUCUUUAUUUGGGACGAAGCUCCUAUAGCUUCAAAUCAAGCUUUAGAUAUUAUAGACUCUGGAUUACAUGAUCUUACACAAAAUAAUGCACCUUUUGGUGAAAAAAUUAUGAUUUUAGGAGGAGAUUUUCGACAAGUUCUGCCAAUUGUAUAA